GCUCCCGACCUGCCCCGCUCCCGCAGCCCCGCCUUAGCGAGCCGUAGCCUGUCCCAUCGUAGCCCAUCCCGUGGGCAGGCGCGGAGCGGCGGCAGGCAGGCAGGCAGGCAGCGAGCUCAGCCACCCCCUUCUGCCGGCUCCGCGCCGCCGGCCGAGCGCCAUGAAGGGUGGCGGUGAGCGGCGGGCGCUGUGCUUGGCGGUCUUGUGGCUGUGGCUUCCCGGGCUGUGCCGCGGCGCCAUGGAUGAAUGCACGGAAGAGAGGAGCGGCCGACCCCAGCGCUGCAUGCCCGAGUUCGUCAACGCCGCUUUCAACGCCACCGUGCUGGCCACCCACACCUGCGGGACGCCGGCCGAGGAAUACUGCGUGCAGACCGGCGUCACCGGAGUCACCCAGUCCUGCCACCUCUGCGAUGCCGCCCAGCCCCACCUGCGGCACGACGCCGCCUUCCUCACCGAUUACAACAGCCCCCUGGAUGCCACCUGGUGGCAGAGCCGAACGAUGCUGGCCGGCGUGCAGCACCCCACCGCCGUCAAUCUCACCCUCCACCUCGGAAAAGCCUUUGACAUCACCUACGUGCGUCUCAAGUUCCACACCAGUCGGCCGGAGAGCUUUGCCAUCUACAAACGCACGAGGGAAGAUGGCCCUUGGGUGCCCUACCAGUACUACAGUGGCUCCUGUGAGAGCACCUACCACAAAGUCAACCGUGGCUUUAUUCGGACUGGGGAGGAUGAGCAGCAGGCACUCUGCACAGAUGAGUUCAGUGACAUCUCCCCCCUCACUGGGGGCAACGUGGCCUUCUCCACGCUGGAGGGAAGACCCAGUGCCUACAACUUUGACAACAGCCCUGUGUUACAGGAGUGGGUGACAGCUACAGAUAUCAGAGUGACUCUCAAUCGUCUGAACACAUUUGGAGACGAAGUUUUCAACGACCCAAAAGUUCUCAAGUCUUAUUACUAUGCAAUUUCUGAUUUUGCUGUGGGUGGUAGAUGCAAAUGUAAUGGGCACGCCAGUGAGUGUGUGAAGAAUGAGGUUGGGAAGCUGGUCUGCAACUGCAAACACAACACCUUUGGGGUUGACUGUGAAAAGUGUCUUCCUUUCUUCAAUGACCGUCCGUGGAGGAGAGCGACAGCAGAGAGUGCCAACGAGUGCUUGGCUUGUAACUGCAAUGGGAGAUCUCAGGAGUGCUACUUUGACCCCGAGCUGUUCCGUUCAACUGGCCACGGUGGCCACUGCACAGGCUGCUCAGACAACACUGAUGGUGCCCACUGUGAGAGGUGCCGGGACAGCUUCUAUCGCCUGGGGAGCGAGGAGGGCUGCCUGCCCUGCAGCUGCAACCCCAUUGGCUCUCUCAGCACCCAAUGUGACAGCUAUGGCCAGUGCAGCUGCAAGCCUGGUGUCAUGGGUGAGAAGUGUGACCGGUGCCAGCCAGGCUUCCACUCCCUCUCAGAAGCUGGGUGCAGGCCCUGUUCCUGCAAUCCAGCUGGCAGCACAGGGGAAUGCAAUGUUGAGACAGGAAGGUGUACGUGCAAGGGCAAUGUUGAAGGCUUCCACUGUGAGAGAUGCAAACCUGGAUUUUUCCAUCUGGAUUCCUCCAAUCCAAGAGGCUGUACCCCCUGCUUCUGUUUUGGACACUCUUCCGUCUGCACCAGUGCCACUGGCUACAGUGUCUACAGCAUCACCUCCAGCUUCCAGUUUGGAGAGGAGGAGUGGCGUGCUGAGCAACGUGAUGGCUUGGAAGUCUCCCUCCAGUGGAGUGCUGAGACCCAGGAUAUCUCUGUUAUCUCGGACAGCUAUUUCCCCAUGUAUUUUGUGGCACCACGCAAGUUCUUGGGCAACCAGGUUUUGAGUUAUGGGCAGAACUUGACCUUCUCCUUCCACGUGGACAGACAGGAUACACGGCUCUCUGCAGAGGACCUGGUGCUGGAAGGGGCUGGGCUGAGAGUCUCAGUGCCACUUAUUGCCCAGGGCAACCCCUACCCCAGUGAGAAUGCCCUGACCUACAUCUUCAGGCUCCACGAGGCUACAGAUUACCCCUGGAGGCCUGCUCUUACAGCAUUUGACUUCCAGAAGCUUCUCCACAACUUGACAUCCAUCAAAAUCCGUGGGACAUACAGUGAAAGAAGUGCUGGCCACCUGGAUGACGUUACCAUCACCAGUGCUCGCCCUGGACCUGGCUUGCCCGUGGCCUGGGUGGAGAACUGCUCCUGUCCAGUGGGAUAUGAGGGGCAGUUUUGUGAGCACUGCUCCUCUGGCUACCGACGAGAGACCCCAAACCUUGGGCCCUACAGCCCCUGUGUGCCUUGUGCUUGCAAUGGCCACAGCGAGACGUGCGAGCCCGAGACAGGCAUGUGCAAUUGCAGGGAUAAUACUGCAGGGUCUCACUGUGAGAAGUGCAGAGAUGGGUAUUACGGAGAUGCCACGGCAGGCACAGCCUCAGACUGUCAGCCCUGCCCCUGCCCAGGCAGCUCAAGCUGUGCCAUUGUGCCCCGCACGAAGGAGGUUGUGUGCACCAGCUGCCAGGCUGGCACCACAGGAAAGAGGUGUGAGCUGUGUGAUGAUGCCUAUUUCGGCGACCCGCUGGGCGAAAAUGGCGCCGUGAGGCCUUGCCGCCUCUGCCAGUGCAACGACAACAUCGACCCCAACGCCGUGGGGAACUGCGACCGCCUGACAGGAGAGUGCCUCAAGUGCAUCUACAACACUGCUGGCUUCUACUGUGACCGCUGCAAGGACGGCUUCUACGGCAACCCCAUGGCCCCUGACCCCACUGGGAAGUGCCGAGCUUGUCAGUGCAAUCCCUACGGUACUGUGAAUCAGCAGACCAGUUGCAAUCAAGUGACGGGGCAGUGUGAGUGCCAGUCUCAUGUCACUGGGAGGGACUGCAGUGCCUGUGAGCCUGGCUUUUUCAACCUUCAAAGUGGACGUGGCUGCGAGAGGUGCAACUGUCAUGCUCUGGGUUCCACCAAUGGUCAAUGUGACAUCCAGACUGGGCAGUGUGAGUGCCAGCCCGGUGUCGCCGGCCAGCGCUGCGACGCCUGUGAGGUCAACCACUUUGGCUUCAGCUCCCAAGGCUGUAAACCCUGUGACUGUGAUCCCGAGGGCUCCCGCUCCCUGCAGUGCCGGGAGAACGGGCGCUGUGAGUGCAAGGAAGGCUUCGUGGGGAACCGCUGCAACCAGUGUGAGGAGAACUAUUUCUACAACCGCUCCUGGCCGGGCUGCCAAGAGUGUCCAGCCUGUUACAGAUUAGUGAAGGAUAAGGUGGCAGAGCAAAAACAGAGGUUGCAGGAGCUGGAAAAUCUUAUAGCAAAUUUGGGUAUGGAAGGAGAAGCUGUGACUGAUCAAGCCUUUGAAGAGAGGUUGAGGCAGGCAGAAAGAGAUGUUGUGGAGUUGCUUCAGGAAGCACAAAACAGCAAAGACAUCGAUCAGGGCCUCAUAGAUAGACUCAAAGACAUCAACAGCACACUGUCAAAUCAGCUCAACAGGCUGAGGAACAUCCAGAGCAUGGUGCAGGAGACAGAGAACCUGGCUGAGCAAGCCCGGGUGCGGGUGGAGGACACUGAGGACUUGAUCAGCUUAGCUUCUGAUAUCCUUGAGAAGGCAAAGAUAGCAGCUGACAACGUGUCCAUUACACCUCCAGAGUCAACUGGGGACCCCAACAACAUGACCCUGUUGGCAGAAGAGGCUCGUAAGCUGGCUGAAAGGCACAAAAAAGAAGCUGAUGAGAUUGUUCGCAUAGCCAAGGCAGCAAAUGAUACUUCCACAGAAGCAUAUCAGCUGCUGCUGAAAACACUGGCUGGAGAAAACCAAACUGCAAAUGACAUUGAUGAACUCAACCAGAAGUAUAAUCAAGCAAGGAACAUUUCUCGAGACCUGGAGAAACAGGCCAACAAGGUGCUUGCAGAGGCAGAGGAAGCUGGAAACAAAGCCCUGCAGAUUUAUGCUAAUCUCACCAGUCUGCCUACUGUGGAUACCACGGGGUUAGAGAAUGAAGCAAACCAGAUCAAGAAGGAAGCAGGGGAGUUAGAUCAGCUGAUUGCCAGGAAGCUGAAAGAUUAUGAGGACUUGAGAGAAGACAUGAAAGGAAAGGAGCUAGAAGUGAAGAACCUCUUGGAGAAAGGGAAGACAGAGCAGCAGACUGCAGACCAGCUCCUGGCUCGAGCAGAUGCAGCUAAAGCCAUGGCUGAAGAAGCUGCUCGGAAGGGCAAUGGCACACUGCAGGAAGCUAAUACCAUUCUCAAUAACCUGAAAGAUUUUGAUAAACGGGUAAAUGACAACAAGACAGCAGCAGAGGAGGCACUGAAGAAGAUUCCUGCUAUUACCCAGACCAUUGCUGAAGCCAACAAUAAGACACGCCAGGCAGAGCUGAUGCUUGGCAAUGCUGCUGCUGAUGCUCAGGAAGCCAAAGCUAAAGCAGGUGAUGCUGAGAAAAUUGCUGGUUCUGUUCAGAAGAGUGCUGCUGCUACCAAAUCUGAAGCUGACAAGACUUUUGCUGAUGUGACUGGGCUGGCCAGAGAGGUGGAUGACAUGAUGAAGCAGCUACAGGCUGCAGAAAAACAGCUGAAGGGGAAGCAGGAUGAUGCUGAGCAGGAUAUGAUGAUGGCAGGCAUGGCCUCACAGGCUGCCCAGGAGGCGGAAGACAAUGCAAGAAAAGCCAAAAACUCUGUGAACAGCUUGCUUGGUGUCAUUAACAACCUGCUGGAUCAAUUGGGGCAACUGGAGACAGUGGACUUGAACAAACUGAAUGAAAUUGAGGGAACCCUGAACAGUGCCAAAGACCAAAUGAGAGACAGCAACCUGGACCAGAAAGUGUCUUUCCUCGAGACAGAAGCCAGGAAGCAGGAUGAUGCAAUACAGGCCUACAACAGGGACAUUGAAGAGAUCCUGAAGGACAUCAGCAACCUGGAAGACAUCAGGAAGACCUUGCCAUCUGGCUGUUUUAACACCCCGUCCAUUGAGAAACCCUAAGGGUGUGCUGGGGGGUAUUCCCCUGGGGGAGAGUGCUGGAGCAGUGGUUUGGCUAUGGAGUGCCUUAAACACACUUUACCUUCUUCAGAUCCCCAAGUCUUCACAGCCACUAUUUCUUUAUCAAAUCAGGAUAAUUUAAAAGGUUUAUUUGUUGGGGUUUGUUUUUUUUUUUUUUUUUUUUUUGGUUUUUUUAAUAAGAGAAACAAUCUCUGUCUUUGGGCAUCAAAGGGGCUUUUUUAAUAUAAAAUUGUCUUUCUGAGCACUCUGCCUUUGACCCUUUCUCAAACACAGUUUUCCUUUGAUCAGUGCAAGCAUGGGAGAUGCUCUGGACUCUAUACUGUGGUUCAGAAAUAAUCAUGUGAGCUGUAUACAGCAAGGCAAAGCUAACCCCAUUUUCUUUUCUCUCUUUACCCCUCAAAUGUAAAAUCCUCAGUCCUGGUGCUCUCUGUCCUCAUGAAGGAAGGGGCUGGCUACUGAAGUGUUACUGUAAUGGCCAGUAGAGCUGCACUCACUCAGAUCCCUCUUCCCAACUUCUAACCCUGUGAAUUUUUAUUAUUUUUAUUUUUUAAAAUGUUAACUAAUGGCCAAUUGACAGCAUUUGAUAGCCUUUGACAAACUAGCUGAAGCCUCUCUCGGAAAUGCUUUCUGUGAUGAUGCAUUGCUCUGAGAAACAGGCAGCCUCUGAGAGGAGCUCUUUGGGAAGCUGGGAUGCUGGUGCAGUGGUGGGUCCUGCCAGCUCUGCUCUUUUUCUGCAGAGAAGUCUGGGGUCUGCUCUGUAAGCAGCUUCCUGCCAGGUAAUCCAGGAUGUGGAGUGUGGAAGCUGGUAGCUGCAUUCUCCUCUACAGGUAUUGAAUUGCCAGAGGAUCUUUUUUGUUUGUUUCUUUGUUUAGGCAAUUAAUGUCUAAUUGACAUUUUAGUUUGCUCAAGACAGAAAAGUCUUGCUGAAGAGGAGAGCUACCACCAUCACCCAGAGAGUUCUGACAGCUGCACUGGAUUCCAUCCUGAAUGUCUCUGAGUGGAGAAGGAAGAGGAUGUGCAGGUGGAAAUGAAAAGCUCUUUCUCCUCCUCUUUUUCCUGAAGAAGAACAGUGGCAUUUUUCUAUCUCCUGGCAUUACUCUUGCCUUUUGCCUAUUUUUAAUCUGCCAGAAGGAGCUGGGCUUUUCCAGCACCCUCUUUUUUUUUUUUUUUUUUUUUUUCCUACUGCUUUCCUGGUCACCACUGAGCUACCCCAGCCUGGGGACGUUUCCCCAGCUGGUGCCUCCUGGCUGCUGCCUGGUGCUGGUGAGAGCAGUGGGGAGCCCCUUGUUUCCCCUUUGGCCCCAGUCUGAGACAAGAGCAUCCUCUGCAGCCUCCUCCUUGCCUCCAGCUGGGUACCCCCCACCCCCAGCUCCUCCAGACCCAGUAUCUAUCUGUCCUUAAACACUAUGCAACUUUAUACGUUUGCGUAGAGGGGAAGAAAUUAUUAUUCUGACACACACUGGUGCUAUUAAUUAUUUCAAAUUUAUAUUUUUUUUGUGUGUGAAUGUGAUU
Messenger RNA from Calypte anna (Anna's hummingbird), 6493 nucleotides. It is a transcript of the gene LAMC1, whose product is annotated as laminin subunit gamma 1. Lineage: Eukaryota; Metazoa; Chordata; Aves; Apodiformes; Trochilidae. Gene Ontology annotation, molecular function: extracellular matrix structural constituent. The transcript has 28 exons. The coding region runs from base 161 to 4963 and encodes 1600 amino acids. The record is from RefSeq and is a predicted model, not a curated record.